AUAAAAUUCUCUCUCCUCUCUUCACGAAUUCACAUUUCAAAGCAAACUGUGACUUUUCCUGUUGCUCCGCAUAAUGAUUCACUCUUAGGCUUUUGAAUUUGAUCUUUCAGCCAUGACCUUCCUCAUACCAGGUAGAAUCCUGGUCCAUUAUGCUGAUGCAUACCAUCAGACCGUCAUUCUUUCAGGGCGUGAACCAGACAUCGUCCGUGAAAGAAUAACUUCAUUUGUCUCUGACAGCUUUCAGUUUUACUCUGCAGACUCUGCCAACAUGCCGCCGUCUGUGUUGCUGCUGCUGCUGUUAAUCAGCGGAGCUCAAGCUUCUUUCUAUGGUGUCGUCUUCAACUACGCCUUUGGAAACAGUGAGCCAGGUGGAUACGCAGUACCAUAUGACUUUAAGGUGAGCUUCAGCUCCUGUGCAGAGUUCGACACUGAGACUUGUAAUGGAUUCUGUACUGGGCCGACUUAUUCAAUCGAUGAAGUCGGAGGUGAAUGGUGUCAGAAAGGAUAUUCUGGCACUUUCUCUUAUCCAUACCUCUAUACAUUAACUCAAUCGGUCAGUGCUUCACCCUGGACAGAAAACCGAAAUGGGAUCGUAUUAUCGACAGCUCUUUUGCAGUUUGACUUGAGAAACCGGUCUGACAUCAACAAACCCAACUCAUCGCCCCGGACCACCAUCCUCCCUCUAGUCAGAGUUCCUUCAAACUGUCAGAGGAGCGUCGACCUGUUGGUCUCUGAUCCAGACGGAGACGACAGUCGAUGCAGAUAUGCAGCGUUUCCAGAGUGCAACAUCUGCACUCCGCCAUCCGUUCUCACCCUCUCGUCUUCUUGUUCUCUGUCAUUCAGACCCACUAACAGCAGCGUUGAAGGUCCGUAUGCGGUUCAGAUGGUGGUGGAGGAUUUUCCCAGACAGAACGUCAUUCUGACUGACAGCUUUGGUUCACAAGGAACCAAAACUACCAGCGACUCCCUCAGCAGCAUGCCUGUCCAGUUUGUUUUCAGAGUGGAUCCUGCAGCUCCGUCCUGCACAGCAGGUGAAUAUCUGCCCAGGUUUCUGCCUCCAACUCCACAACAUGGAGCUCAGAUCUUCACCAACGUUAACCAGACUCUGGAAAUCAGCGUCAGAGCAGAAGCAACCCAGGCUGAGACCACUGAGCUCCUGUUCAGCGGGCCGCUGGGAUUUACCAAGAGAUCAUCAGGACCAGGAAACUUCAGCCUGACAUGGACGCCAUCGGCCAGUGAUGAAGGACAGGGUCAUCAUCUCUGCUUCGUUGUCCAAGCAAAUUCCUCCGGCUCAGUUUACCAGUCUGACCUUCGAUGCAUCGUUGUGAGAACUGGGAACAGUCCAGUAACUGCUUCCCCUCCAACUACAACUUCACCUCCUCCAUCCUCCGACCCAAACUCAACACCAGCCUCAGAAUCAUACUAUGUUUUGGCUCUGAACGCAAAGCUUUCCACUUCACUGUCACUGAAUGAAUCUGCAGCCAUCAUUAACCUGAUUCAAGAGGAGCUGCAGAGACAAGGACUGCCAGCAGGGAUAAUCGUAGAGAUGCUAAACAGUGGUGCAGUCGCCCCCUAGUGGCUGAACAAGAAGCAUCUGAUCCUCUUUGGCAAACAUGAUUUGAUAUAAAAAGUUUUCUGUAAUCUUUGAUUCUUAUAGUUAUACGUAUUUUAAAAAAUUACAAGGAGUCAGAAUAUUCCCAGUUAUUCAUCAAUUAAGGCAAACUGAGUGAAAUUAGAGUUUAAUGCUCUUAUUUUGCCUUAUAAGUGUAAUAAGUAUUUCAAGAAACAGUUUCUGAAUAAAUUUAGUUGUUUAUUUCCAUCAUAAUUUGAUAACUGAGCUCUUCCAUGUAACAUAGGUGUCUUCAUAUAAAUCCGACUCACUUCAAGUUGUUAAAUUCAAAGUUUUCUUAUAUCAACGACUCCUUGUUCUUCUUUACACUUGCUAUGAUUCUUGAUAUUGUUGGCUGCAGGUUUUUGCUUUUUGUCUGGGUAAAUCUCUCAUAAUGUGAAAGCUGAAAAGGUGAAAGGGGAAAAGUCAUAGUUAUAAAUAAACUUUGCAAGGAAGGAAGGCUGCAAAGUAAAAUUAUAUAAAUAAACAUUACAAUAAAGAUG
Poeciliopsis prolifica (blackstripe livebearer) is the source of this 2112-nucleotide messenger RNA. RefSeq lists its product as uncharacterized. The record is from RefSeq and is a predicted model, not a curated record. The coding region runs from base 113 to 1576 and encodes 487 amino acids. The transcript has 11 exons. NCBI's taxonomy places the organism in Eukaryota, Metazoa, Chordata, Actinopteri, Cyprinodontiformes, Poeciliidae.